Molecule: messenger RNA, 1488 nt
Organism: Adineta ricciae
Lineage: Eukaryota; Metazoa; Rotifera; Eurotatoria; Adinetida; Adinetidae
Source: the annotation of a GenBank genome assembly
AUGUUCCCAAUUCUUUUGAUUCACAUAUUCAUUGCAGAAGUUACGUGUGAUAUGGAACUGAAAUUAGUUCGAACUUUAUUAAAUUCUACGAUUUAUGAUAAAUCGAUUCGACCAGCUUUGGAUCAUCGCGAUGUAACCAAUGUUUCAUUUGAUUUAUCACUUGCACAAUUGAUCGAUGUCGACGAGAAGAAUCAAAUCAUUACUACAAAUCAAUGGUUAACUAUGACUUGGCCUGAUCCCAAAUUGAGAUGGUCUCCACUCGACUGGGACAAUGUUAGCUUAGUACAUAUUAAAUAUGAUAAAGUUUGGUUGCCCGACAUCGUUCUCUACAACAAUGCCGACAAUCUGGCGGCAUUGAGUCAAAUAUCCACGAAUGUGAUGGUUUCAUCGGAAGGGAUUGUAACAUGGCUAUCGACAGGCAUUUUUCGUAGUUCAUGUUCGAUCGACGUUCGAUAUUUUCCGUUUGAUGAACAAAAUUGUACAUUGAAAUUUGCGUCAUGGACUUAUGACAGUGCUCGAAUAGAUCUCUCGCAAAAAUCACCAUCAGGCGAUUUGACUAAUUUCAUGGCGAAUUCCGAAUGGGAAAUUGUUGGAUUACAUGUGAAGAAAAAUGUUGUCAAAUAUUCAUGUUGUCCAGAAACGUUUCCAGAUUUAACAUAUACCGUACAAAUGCGUCGUCGUCCAUUGUUCUAUGUAUUUAACAUGAUGCUGCCAUGUUUUCUCAUCACAAUAGUGGCUUUUCUUGGUUUUUGUGUUCCAUCCGAUAGUGGAGAAAAGGUUUCAAUUGGUGUAACGACCCUUCUUUCAAUGACCGUUUUUCUCAUGUUAGUCGCCGACAGUAUGCCACCCAAUUCCGAUUCGUUACCAUUGAUUGGUGUAUACUAUUUUUCUGCGAUUAUCAUCGUGAGUAUCGCCACAGCAAUGUCAGUUGCGUCGCUUAAUCUCUAUCAUCAUGGUAAACAUUAUCUUCAACCUGUACCCAAUUGGAUAUCACGUUUAUUCUUCUUCAUUAUUCCAAAACUUCUUUUCAUGAACAUCGAUCUGCCUGUGCGUUUUCAGAAAGAACACAAUCAUACAAAAUUUCCAAGCUACAAGAAACAAGCAAAAUUGACUCCUACAAAUCAUACAGAACCUUCUCAAAACGGCCUGUUACCCUUAGACGAAGAUUCGAGUGAACAUGAAAAGCUUACCGUUAUCUCUUCUGACAACAAUCACAAUCAAUCGAGUCCCUUAGUGCUUCGUUCGCACACACCAAAACCGAAAUCCAGUGAAAACAACCAUUUUAAAGCAUCUAUUCCUUAUAUCUACCGCUUCAUGGAACAAAACGAACGUCGAUGUGAACAACAAGAGCACAAUGCAACUAUCGGACAGGAAUGGCAGAUUUUAGGACGAGUGAUCGAUCGAUUAUUUGUUGUUUUAUUUUUAAUCGGCACGAUGCUUGUUUUUGGAUUCAUCUUUCAGCAAGCACCUGAUUUGCGACUGAAAUAA